GCGUCACGGACAAACGUUUGGUCCAGGCCGAGACCCCACAAACGAAGUGCAUGUCGCACGAGACAUCAGAACUGGCUGUUGGUGGUCCCUGGAGGUGGUCCCCCGCUGUGGUCCCACUGCAUUGUGCAAAGCGGAAACGCGCAGUUCAAAUUUCUGUGGCGUCGGUAGUCAACCCCGACACGGGUGUGGCGAAAGGUGCUGCCUUUCGUUACCAUUUGUCCAUUGUUGUAGCUAGCAAGUGUGCGAUGGAUCGCAGGGGUUGGAUGGAUGAUGUCGUCGGUGGUUUCGACGGCGGUGAUAACAUGCACGAUGGACAGCUGAAUGCACGGCCCCAUCAAGGUCAGCAUGCACAAAGCAUGUGGCAGAGAAGCACUGCACAAAGCACUUGUUUUGUUUCUUGCCAUUGUGCUUGUGUCCAGGCGUCGGUAGUCAACCCCGACACGGGUGUGGCGAAAGGUGCCGCCUUUCGUUACUGUUUGUCCGUUGUUGUAGCUAGCAAGUGUGCGAUGGAUCGCGGGGGUUGGAUGGAUGAUGUCGUCGGUGGUUUCGACGACGGUGAUAACAUGCACGAUGGACAGCUGAAUGCACGGCCCCAUCAAGCGUACAAUGAAGGCACGGGCGGCUCGGAAGCGGGUGACGAAGAUGGUCAGGCAGAGCAAGGAACCGCCGUCCCUAUGGUCGCAAGUUGGAUGGGCGGGCAGGGUGAUGUUAACGGCCAGGGUGCGGGUGGUGGAGCGGUCGGUGGACGACCUGCGAAUGGCCGCCCACCAGCUCAGAAGAAGCCAAACGUCCCAUGGACGUUGGAUGAGCGGGUGAAGCUUGCAAUUUUUAUGGGUGAGGAUGAUGCCCUUAUGGCGGAUGCUAACGACCAGCACCGAUUCAAGCAGAGGAAAGACCGGUAUGCAUGGGUGAAUGAUAGGAUGGCGGACGCAGGCUUCAAGCACAUGAGCGGUGAAGACUGCCGCAAGAAGUGGUCGAACAUGCUAGCGACGGCCAAGCUCAUCGUCGAGAAGUGUGAAGAGUCUGGACAGCCGUCGUAUUGGGAUAUGUCUACGGAGGAACGAAAGGAGAAGAGUCUCUCGCUUUCGUUUGAGAAGGCUGUGUGGGACGCUAUGCAGUGGCAGCUAAAUCGGUCGUCGAUUAGGUGUGACAACACGCUGACCUCAGAGAACCUUCCGAGCGUUGGAACAGAUGCAACACCGGCAGGAGGAUCGGAUGGAAGAUGCGCGGAGGAGUCAGACAAUUCUGCUAAAUCGAGGCGGACAACCAGCGGGAAGGCGAGAAAGGAAGAUCCUGGCAGCAGCGUGUCGAGUUUGGGCAGGGCCAUGGAUUAUUUUUGAUUUUACUACGAUGGCCUGGACAAAGC
Messenger RNA from Chara braunii, 1366 nucleotides. NCBI's taxonomy places the organism in Eukaryota, Viridiplantae, Streptophyta, Charophyceae, Charales, Characeae. The record is from the annotation of a GenBank genome assembly.